Danaus chrysippus (African queen) is the source of this 4497-nucleotide messenger RNA. Lineage: Eukaryota; Metazoa; Arthropoda; Insecta; Lepidoptera; Nymphalidae. The record is from the annotation of a GenBank genome assembly.
AUGUCAGGAAAACAUGAAGAGCCUUUGGAAAAGGCGAAGUCUACUAAACGAAAAAGCCUUCUAGAUCUGAAAUCCCUUCUGGAAGAUAGAGGAGGAACAGCCAGAUCCAAAAGUGUCUAUACUCUUAGCAAUAAUAAUUUAGACAUUAAGUAUAGUGUUACAAAUUGUGACAGCAAUAUGAGGUGUAGAAUUAGUAGACUUACAACUUUUAUGUGUUUAGUGUUUGUGGCCAUAUUCGUUGAUACCAGGCUGUUGGCUGAAGCGAGGAGUUCAGAACCACGGUACGAGACAGCUUACGCUUGCGAGGGCAAGACUCUUAAGAUCGGCUGCAGUGAAGGAUCUGUCAUUCACCUGAUCAGAGCCAAUUAUGGAAGAUUCUCGAUCACCAUUUGCAACGACCAUGGAAACACUGACUGGAGCGUCAACUGUAUGAGCACGAGGAGUUUACGGGUUUUACAUAGCAGAUGCAGUAUGCACCAAAACUGUAGUAUAUUAGCCAGCACGAAUAUGUUCGGGGAUCCGUGUCCAAACACACUCAAAUAUUUGGAAGCUCACUACCAAUGCGUACCAGCUUCAACAACAAGUACGACCACAAGGCCAUCACCACCCUGGUUGAUUACAUCACAACCGACAGUUUGGAGGUCAACAGCCCCACCGGUGCCUAAGAGUCCAGUGCUAACCCAACAAGAAAAGAAAAAACCCACGGUCAUAACACCACCUACAUUCAGACCUCAUAUAACAUUACCGCCAGAAGUUCAGCUCGGAAACGUCGGAACUAAGAAAACAACAACGCGACAACCGGAUUCAUCAUCAGAAAAGGAACCUCCGCAAACUGUAGAGAAAAUACCAGAAGUCAUCGAAGAAACCAAAGUUGAAGAACCAGAGAUUCCUAAAGAAGAGAAGCCGAAAGAAAAAGAUGAAGAAAUAUCUGCAGUUACUGACGAAGUAGUACACUGGGCACCUGAUUCUGACUCCACAUCAUCAAUCUACAUACCUCCUAGAGACAACCCCCCUUCAGAACCUGAUGUGAUCGACGAAUUCGACAAAACAUUCUCUACCAUCUCGACUCCAAUAGGCAGACGUGCGUAUUGUCCUCAAACCAAUGCGCGAGGGUUACAUUGGAACUGGACGUUAGCUGGUUCCUAUGCUGUACAACCCUGCCCUGGUGGAGCAACUGGUUUAGCUAGAUGGAAAUGCACCCUAACAUCCCAUAUCGAAGAAGAACGCCCAAAGCGCCCACGACCAGGUCUUCAGUCAGGAGAGAAUUACCACGAUCUGGGUCUAGAUCCACCUAAUGAUAGACAGAUGCAACUGAUAAGGAGAUUGGGAUCGGAAGCUUUGUUAAAAGGUCGUGAUGGUGACAGUCCAGAACAUAUGAUAGAUUACCGUGGAUCAGCCAGUACAUCAGAUCAGCAAGAUAAUGUUGACAUCGUAUCCAAUAACGACUUAAUGUAUUCAUCCAGUUCUCCCAGUUGGCACGGCCAUGCUCCCGAUCUAUCUGAAUGUCGUUCAGUAUGGCUCAAUAGUCUUGAAGCUAGGGUUAGAGAGGGAGAAUCUUUACUAAGUAUCAGCAAUGACCUCGCACAGGUGACCUCGUCAAAAACUUUAUAUGGUGGGGACAUGAUGACAACUACUAGUAUAAUGAAGAAGCUUGCACAGCGGAUGUCACAGAACGUACAGACAUUCCCUGAUCCGAGACAAAAAGAAGCUAUUGUGACUGAUAUGCUGCUUGGAGUUAUUAAAACCGGUUCAAAUCUUCUAGAAGAAAGUCAAAGAGCUUCCUGGUCAGAUUUAAGUGCGGAUGCUCAGAAUAGAGUUGCAAGCGCUCUAUUAACUCAAUUGGAAGAAAAUGCAUUUCUAUUAGCCGACGCUGUUACAAAAGAGAAGACUAUAUUGCAAAUUGUCAAAAACAUCUGUCUAUCAGUGAGAAUACUUGAAGUGAAAAAUGUUGAAGAUGAAACUUUCCCAUCGGCAAUAGCUCAAGAGCAAUGGAAGGCUUCCGAAGACACUAUCACUAUACCCAAACUUGCCUUACUUGAUAACCACCCAAUAGACCUAGUCCGUAUAGUGUUCUUCGCGUUUGAUCGUUUAGAAGAAAUUCUUCCUCCAACGUUUGGGAAGAGUCCACAGUUCGCAGCUUACUCAACAGAUGGCACCACAAGUAUUAACUCAGAAAAGGAAAAGAAAAAUGUCACACGAGUUUUAAACUCUAAGGUGAUCUCAGCCAGUCUUGGUAAUGGUAGACACAUACAGUUGUCACAGAUGGUGCAAUUGACAAUGAAACAUUUGAAAAUUGAAAAUGUUACGAAUCCUGUCUGUGUAUUUUGGGACUAUACAUUACAUGGUUGGUCAUCCGAGGGUUGCCACGUCGAAUGGUCGAAUACCACUCAUACAGGUUGCGCGUGUUCUCAUCUCACUAACUUCGCGGUUCUUAUGGACGUUCGAGGAAUGAUCCCACCAGCCCACGCGCUACCACUCAGGUUGAUCACGAUGAUAGGUUGUGGAGUGUCGAGUGUCGCCCUAAUCGCGGCUAUAGCUGUCUUCCACUGCGUCAGGAAUAUGAAGUCGGAGCGCGUGUUGAUCCACAAACACCUAUGUUUCUGUCUAUUAGCCGGUGAGCUAGUUCUCAUGCUAGGUCUUGAGUCUACGUCUCACAGAGUUCUAUGUGGACUUGUCGCUGGCGCACUCCACUACUUCUUCUUGGCAGCUUUCGCGUGGAUGUUCUUAGAAGGUUUCCAUCUGUACGCGAUGUUGGUAGAAGUUUUCGAACCAGAAAGGCCCCGUAUAUUUUGGUACUAUACGGGGGCAUACUUGUCCCCCGCGGUCAUAGUACUUGUGUCAGCCUCAAUUUACCCCACGGGGUACGGAACCCAACAUCACUGCUGGCUAACAACUGAUAGAAUGCUGAUAAUGAGCUUCGUGGGACCUGUUAUCGUCGUGCUUGUGGCAAACUGGAUCUGUCUAGGAAUGGUCAUCAACAGAAUGUGUCGUCACACUAAUGUAUCGAUCAAAUCAAAAGACAAUUCCAAUUUAUACAAGUUCAAGGUAUGGCUCAAAAGUUCGAUCAUGUUGGCUAUAAUACUUGGUUUGACUUGGACAUUCGGCUUACUGUAUCUGAAUGAACAAACGACCAUCUUCGCGUAUGUGUUCACGAUACUGAAUUCAUUACAAGGACUAUUCAUCUUUAUAUUCCACUGUUUGAAGAAUGAAACUUUUCGAUCUCAAUGCGGUCGUGUAUGCCGUCGUCACCCUUGGCUGUCUCGAUGUUUCCAAUUAGAACCUACUUCACACGACACAAGACAAGGAUCACUCAAGAGUCGCCGCUACCAACCCGAUGAUGAUGCAUUGGACCCGAGAGACGCCACGAGCUACAACUUACAACCGGAGGCUUCUCGAUGGAAUAUUCGUCCAACAGCGCCAUUAUAUGUUCCAAACGGGAACGAAGACAUAAGAAACGCCCGGGCGCCGACCCCACAAAACAUACCUCAUAGUUCCUCACACUCACACAGCAUAGCAUCGAUGCAUAGCUACAGAAACAAUAUAGAAGUGCCCAACGAUUACCAGAACCUUCGAUCGCGGUCGCCAUCUUGUUAUUCCAACAAAAUGGCGGCGUCGAUUGGCGCGAACGACUGGGCGCUAAUGGCGAAUACAGGCAAUGUCUGGAAGAACACCUCUUCUAAACACCACCCAGUGAAUGCUGCAACCUUACCUCAUCACGAUACUCUGUCUCGUCAAUUGGCCCAACAGAAUCACCUUCAUAACGCGUACAAUGAGUGCGAAGGACAAAUCGCACCAGGAUCCCCUCGACACAUCAUUAAAGACGAAGAAUCUCCUCUACAUCACCAAGGAUACCAAACCACUAGGAGCUACAACCACGACUUCAGAAACCCACACGUAUUCAUGUCCCAACACUCUCCCGGCAGUCAAGAAAUGAUAUUCAGGAAACACUACAAGGACGAAAACAGGCGGAAACAUCAUCACCACGGCAGUCAGAACGUCAACCACACAUACUCCGAGAUCGCGUCGCAACAAGGACGAAUAUACAGACGAGGAUCAGAAGAAUUCAGAGUGAUACAAGACGAUCCCGUUUACGAAGAAAUCGAAAGAAAUGAGACGCUCAUGUCCGAUAUGUCCGAUGAUAACUCCGGACCGGACAACUGCAGACAGAACCCUGGACACCACGGGUCGACGAGCUCCAAAUUUUUCGGGGAUCAUCGACCUUUGAUAUCAUACAGCCCCGGCGAAAGACACCACCACGAAACCGAGCAUUACGGGAAAUACGGCAAAUGGGACGCCAUAGAACGGCCAUACGAUCCGCGACACGCUUACGAAAGCGGCAGACUGAUGCAUUACCAGCCUCAAGAAAAUAUGAGGGCCCUAGCUGCUGUACUUAACGGAGAAAACAACGUCGUGUGUCAUCUUGAGCCGCACAACUCAUACGAUGUCUAUCAACCGCAGACCGGCAACCAGAGGACUGUGUCGCAACCCAGUUUCUGA